AUGUGGCCCUUGUGCAGAUGGCGGAUGGCUGUACCCCUUCUGCUGGUGCUGAUUGCACAGCUUUCCAGGAGCCUUUCCACCAAUGCCUUCCUUACAGCGCGGGGUGGCAUCGUGGCACGUGAGGCCUAUAGGCCAAAGCUGAUCCGUGCGGUCAGCAAAACUCUACAGAAGACUGCUGGAAACAGCCUACGACCCAGUGAGAGGCUGGUGGAGCUGCCAGCUCUGUCGGAAGCGCGCACACAGGAGGCCACUGCCCUGAUCCGUGAGUUCGAUCGGCUCUACCCCAGGGUGGCGCUGAAACAGCAUGAGAUGCGCGCAGAAUACCAGGCACACUUCAGGCCGCAGGCAUCGAGCCAAGCCUGGGAGGAAAUGGAUCCCCUGAGCUUUGUUCAGCUGUUUUCAGCCGAAGAGCUUCCGAUUGAGGGGUUUGUGGAUGUCGGCAGUGGUUUGGGAAAGCUGGUGGUGAUGGCUUCUUCUAUCGCCACGGUGCCCUGCUGGGGUGUGGAGCUGAGCCCAAUACGUGCGGCUGCAGCGGCAGAGGGCCUCAAGCGACUGGCGCACAGCUGGCGAAAAGGUGAGGUCAGGCUUGUGCAGGGCAAUUGCUUACGAGACUUGCCACGUGAAGCGUUGGAAGCAUCGCACUUUUUGCUGACGAUGCGCAGGGUUGGUAAACUACCAGCGGGCACCCGACAAGUGGCCGAACGCUUCCUGGAUCUUCUGGCAGCGACCCCUGGUCCCACUCGCACCGUGUGGUCCGUGGGGAAACGCUUGGAGCCGCGCGAAGGGUUGGAACAUGUGAGUGCAUCCUUCUUGAGGGCUCAAUGGUCUGAUGCAGAGGACGUUUUGGUGCACCGUUACACCCUGUGA
Messenger RNA from Cladocopium goreaui, 867 nucleotides. Lineage: Eukaryota; Dinophyceae; Suessiales; Symbiodiniaceae. The record is from the annotation of a GenBank genome assembly.